Messenger RNA from Diatraea saccharalis (sugarcane borer), 960 nucleotides. The record is from the annotation of a GenBank genome assembly. NCBI's taxonomy places the organism in Eukaryota, Metazoa, Arthropoda, Insecta, Lepidoptera, Crambidae.
AUGAGUAUUAAAAGAGGCUUCGGUGACGUCGAGGCGCCGGCGCCAGUGGCGGGCGCGCCGGGCCGCAAGUGGUCCGCACGCACAGCGACGCAUGCGCAAGACACAUCCACUGACAACGCCGCUCCUCUCAACAACAGCAGUGACGCUUGCAAGCUGCUCGUCUACAUCGGUGAUGCCAAGAACCCAAUAUGGCGUAUUUCCCUAUGCGGGGGUAACGCUGCGGGUAUAGCAGCGAGGGCUGGUACCAAGCUGCUGCCGCCGAAGAUCAGAAUCGUGUGGAAUCCGCCAACGACUCUUUACCAUCAUACAGAGAAGCUCCGUCUUGUGGUCACUGCUGUUAAUAGCGGAGCGGUUUGCAACAACGACUCCCAGUUUGUAUGCGGUGUGACCAGCUUAUGCAUAUCUUCGUACCUAGUAUGCGAUGGCAUCAAACAUUGUCCCGGGGGUGAGGAUGAGGAUGCGAGCGCUUGUUCGCACCGCCGGGAUCCCCCACUCCUCGAGCUGCUACGGCGCUUCGCCGCCAGGAACCAGGAGCUGUUGGGCCUAGACCAACCGGACACUAUGACCAAGCCUUCAGUAAUUAUGAAGAUCUCUGAGGGCGAGCAGAAGUCCAACGCGUUCAUGGAGUUCGCGGCGGCGCUGAAGCCGUACGGACCGUGGAGCUACCUCGUGGUGGGCAUGCUUGUCUGCGCUACCAUACUCAUGUUCUGUCUCGCUUGGGAAUGCUGCUGCAAGCGGUCCAAGCCGUCAGACACGCCGGUGAACAUGCCUGCGUCGUGCAUCGACCUGUCGCCGACGGUGUCCGUGACCGCGGCGUCGCAGCAGCUGUUCACGCCCCCCGCGCCCCCCUCCCCGCCGGAGUACGAGCCGCCCCCCUCGUACUCCUCGUUGUUCCCGCGCGCCUUCAAGUCUUCCCCCACUCCGGUGCCGCAUUGCUCACACCAAGAACCGCCCGAUUGA